CGUUUCCGGCAGUCGACUUCCGCUCUUUGAGGCGCUGACGUCCCCUUCCGGCUUUGGUGGCCCGUUUGGAAAGAGUUUGAGAUGUGCACGAUGAAGCCGCUGACCUUUGUGGUGUUGGCCCUGCUUGCUGUCACUCAAGCAGAAGAAGGAGCCAGGCUAUUGGCCUCCAAAUCACUUCUGAACAGAUACGCGGUGGAGGGCCGAGACCUGACCCUGCAGUACAACAUCUACAAUGUGGGCUCAAGUGCUGCAUUAGACGUGGAGUUAUCUGACGACUCCUUCCCUCCAGAAGACUUCGGCAUUGUCUCCGGGAUGCUCAACGUCAAAUGGGACCGGAUUGCCCCCGCCAGCAAUGUGUCCCACACCGUGGUCCUGCGCCCUCUCAAGGCCGGCUACUUCAACUUCACCUCUGCCACCAUCACUUACCUGGCUCAGGAGGAUGGGCCUGUGGUGGUCGGCUUCACCAGCGCCCCUGGACAGGGAGGAAUCCUGGCGCAGCGGGAGUUCGAUAGGCGGUUCUCUCCCCACUUUCUGGACUGGGCUGCCUUCGGGGUGAUGACCCUGCCCUCCAUUGGCAUCCCCCUGCUGCUGUGGUACUCUAGCAAGAGGAAAUACGACACUCCCAAGAAUAAGAAGAACUGAGUGGGACUGCCAGCCCUCCCUGCCCGGCAAAUUCAGGUGCUUUCCAGACUCCCCAGGGGAUUAAACACACAGCCUUUCCUCCCUCAGCACAAGGCCACCUUCAGUGUCCUCCCCUGUCCGGACAAAGUAAAGGAGCAGACCUGGGAAUCUGAGCACCUCCUCAGUUCGUCCUGAAGCCAUAGAAGGAGCACCCUGGGUAGCAGUCUGACCCACGGAGCCUUCCUGUGAGUGGCCGGCCCAGGAGCGGGCUGUCUGGAGACUGCCUGGCAUCCCUCCCAUCCCCCCUUCUCUGAAGAGGGCAGAGGAUGAGAUGAAAGCUGUGGGACUCCGAAAGGCUACCCCAUCUCUGUUCUGGGUUAGGGAAACUCUUAUCAAAUGGGUUUUCUAAUAAAAACAAGUGUCUCACUGA
Molecule: messenger RNA, 1051 nt
Organism: Erinaceus europaeus (western European hedgehog)
Lineage: Eukaryota; Metazoa; Chordata; Mammalia; Eulipotyphla; Erinaceidae
Gene: SSR2
Product: signal sequence receptor subunit 2
Exons: 6
Coding region: 82-642 (186 amino acids)
Cellular component (GO): endoplasmic reticulum; membrane
Source: RefSeq, a predicted model, not a curated record